This is a messenger RNA of Setaria italica (foxtail millet), 1591 nucleotides long. RefSeq lists its product as uncharacterized. Gene Ontology annotation, molecular function: ubiquitin binding. The coding region runs from base 348 to 1175 and encodes 275 amino acids. The transcript is spliced from 5 exons. Lineage: Eukaryota; Viridiplantae; Streptophyta; Magnoliopsida; Poales; Poaceae. The record is from RefSeq and is a predicted model, not a curated record.
CGCCCAUAAAAAUGUGACGUGCCACACAAACCUUCAAGCCCAGCGUCGCCAACCAUCAAACCCAACCCAACCAAACCAAGCAACGCAAUUCCCCCAUCCCCGAACCAGCGCCGCCGCCUCCUCUCUCCGCCACCGCCACCGUCCGGACGCCCCCCGCGCGCGCCUCCUCGGACCCCCGCACCCCAAGCUCUCCAUCCCGCCGUGGAUCACCGUGUGAGGAGGGGCGCACCGGCCGGGCCCCGGCGGCCCAGAUGGUGUCCGGCGCCGGCGGGGGCGAGUAGCGCGAUCGGCGGCGGCGGCGGCGGCGAACGGAUCGGCGGCGCGGCGAGGCGGCGGCGGGGGCCACCAUGUCUGCGGUAGUGUGCGGCAAGAGGUCCUCCUCCAUCUUCGGCGACGAGCUUAUACCUUCCCCUUCCUCCCCUCCGUCCCCUCCCCAUCACCAUCAUCCCUCCAAGCGGGCUCGCUGCUCCCCGGCUCGCCGGAGGGAGGCGCUGCUCCACCACCUACUCCCCCUCUUCCCGGACAUGGAUCCCCAGUUGCUCGAAAGAGCUCUUGAGGCAUCUGGAGAUGAUUUAGAUUCUGCAAUAAAAAGUUUGACUGAGCUGCGCUUGGAGUCAGCUGAGGCUAUCCUAUCCGCUACUGUUGGUGCAUCAGAGAAUGGUCUAUCGGCAGCUCUUAAGUUGUCAGCUGAAGGCACUGUCAGUAAUGGCCGUGUAGUUACUGAGCAUCCCCCUGCAAUUGAUAUUAAUAAGACAAAUAAUCAUAGCUCUGAAUGGGUUGAGCUAUUUGUCAGAGAGAUGAUGAGCUCCUCCGACAUAGAUGAUGCACGAGCUCGUGCCUCCAGGGCUUUGGAAGCAUUUGAAAAAUCCAUCAUGGAUCGAGUAGGGCCUGAAGCAGUGCAGAAUUUGCACAGGGAAAAUGUGAUGCUGAAGGAGCAACUAGCAAUAAUACUGCGCGAAAAUGCUGUUCUGAAGCGCGGUGUUGCGAUACAGCAUGAGCGCCAAAAAGAGUUUGAUGCAAGGACUCAGGAGGUUGACAGCCUGAAACAGUUGGUGCUGCAGUACCAGGAGCAGCUAAAAACUCUCGAGAUAAAUAACUAUGCACUUAGAGUGCAUCUGAAGCAAGCUCAGCAGAACAAUUCUAUGCCUGGACGUUUUCCCCCUGAUGUCUUCUAAUAAAUGUUGUGCUUAUGUACCUCUCAUAAUAAACACCAUGAUGUAUUUAAAGUGAGGGAGAGGGAUUCACGUAUCGCUACUGUGAUAUAGUGACUCAGGACCUUUAGGCCGAGAGCUCAAAUGUUGCAUAUACCAGCAAAUCACCCAAUCAUCAGGCUUACGCAGCUACGAAGCAUCGACAUAAGGUCCGGAACUCCUGUUUACUUGGAGGUUGAACUGGUAUGUGACAUUACUGUCUGCUUGGCGGUGCACCCUGGUGCUUACUGUCUGCUUGUGACAUUAUGGGUUGCGUCAUUGCGUGGGUUGGAAUUGUAAGAACUGAUGCAUUGUAAUAUGGAACGCAGAAGAAUCAAGCGAUGUACUGGUUAUAUUGAGAGAGAGAGGAUGUUUUACCAGCUAGAACUGUUCAUGUUUAA